Xenia sp. Carnegie-2017 is the source of this 627-nucleotide messenger RNA. Its product is annotated as L-amino-acid oxidase-like. The record is from RefSeq and is a predicted model, not a curated record. The transcript has 2 exons. NCBI's taxonomy places the organism in Eukaryota, Metazoa, Cnidaria, Anthozoa, Malacalcyonacea, Xeniidae. Gene Ontology annotation, biological process: amino acid catabolic process. Gene Ontology annotation, molecular function: polyamine oxidase activity; L-amino-acid oxidase activity. Bases 1 to 621 code for a protein of 206 amino acids.
AUGAGAAAAUGUGUUGAAGCUAUGGAAGAUAUUUCUAUUGUGCAAUCAACAAAAGUUUAUAUUCAGACCAAACAGAUAUUCUGGGAAAAUGAAGGAAUCAAAGGUGGUUUUUCUAAGACAAACCUUCCCAUAGGUCAGAUUCAUUAUCUCACUCCGGAAGAUCCCAACACAAAAGAAGGACUUGUUUUGAUCUACACAUGGAAAAAUGAAGCUCUGCUUUUUGGAUCUAUGAAAGAAGAGCAAGUGAAACAAAAGGUGAUGAAACAACUCGCAGAAAUCCAUCCGGCAUUCAAAGAAGACAUGGUGACAACAUGUAUUGUUCAUGCUUGGUAUAACCAGCCAUCUUAUCAAGGAGCGUAUGGAACAAUGAAAGCUGCUCAACACAAAAAUAUAAGGUAUUUAUGGGAGCCUAUAGGAAACGUUCAUUUUGCUUGCGAAGGAAUUUCUUUUACCCCGAAGUGGAUACAAGGUGCUUUGGAAAGUGGUUUAAAAGCUGCAUUUCAAGUUUAUGAACAACUUAUGGAAAGAACUUUUACCAAAGUUUGUGAACUUUUUUCUGCUUCUGUAACCUCACCCUUUAUGUCAAUUUAUUUUUAUAACAUGAAGAUAUAUUUGACGUAGUCUUAA